This is a messenger RNA of Fonsecaea multimorphosa CBS 102226, 873 nucleotides long. RefSeq lists its product as uncharacterized. Lineage: Eukaryota; Fungi; Ascomycota; Eurotiomycetes; Chaetothyriales; Herpotrichiellaceae. The record is from RefSeq and is a predicted model, not a curated record. The transcript is spliced from 2 exons. The coding region runs from base 1 to 873 and encodes 290 amino acids.
AUGGCGCAUCACCAAAGGAAUUCAUCGAUAGCAUCUUCUACCAAGACGGCCACGCCGACAGACAGCUGGGAGUCGUACUUUGACUCGUGGAGGACGGAGGACGGCGACGUCCCCGACAUGGCACCACCCCGUGCGCCCACCAUCAUUGAGCCACUGAUAGUGGAUGAUGACCUCUACCACCCCGAGAGCCUCCUGAACGCCCAAUUCAACCUGGACCGAGCCCUGGAGUUGGAGCUGGAGUUGGACUGGGAUUUCCAGGACUAUCACCAUGACUACCAGGACAGGUGCUCGCCCAAGGUGUUUGGGAGAUUGAACGACGCCAAUCCGGCCAACAAACGGCAUGCGAUUUGCGUCUCAAACCGACGGGCUGCAGCAGCGGGAUAUUGUCAAGGCCAGAGUCGAAGAGAUCGUCGCCCAGUCACAUUGUCGACACCCAUGGCGCCAAUAGCCACCCGGCCUGAUGACGUUGAGCGGAUGGCAAAUAUGGGGAUGACCCAGCCUCGUCAACCAUUCGCGGCAAGGCAGGAGGAGACAGGCAGAUCUGGCCACACGAGCCACGGCGGCUUUGCGAGGCGGGCCCUGCAUGGGCGCCGGUCGGACUAUUGUUUGGAGAGCUCAAGCAGCAAAAGGCCACACAGGACGCUGCAGCGCAAGGAGCAUUUCAACGGAGGCUUGGGAAACCCACAGCAGGCGGAGCCACCUCCCUAUGAUCUCAUCACCCCGGCGCCCCCCCCGAUGCCCAUCCCGCCCUUGCCAGCCCCUAUUACGCAGCACCGACACACCAGUGGGAAGUACCAGUCGCCCAGCAGUCACCCACCAGUGGAAGCUCGAGACCCGGCCUGUGGCCCUGUGCAGAGCUACGUCUUUACCUAA